Molecule: messenger RNA, 6585 nt
Organism: Trichobilharzia szidati
Lineage: Eukaryota; Metazoa; Platyhelminthes; Trematoda; Strigeidida; Schistosomatidae
Source: the annotation of a GenBank genome assembly
AUGUCCAAUCAAGAAGAUAAUUUAAACAAUACAAUGAAUAUCCUUAAAGAUGAUGAUGGUAAUGACAGUGUUGAUGACGGUGAUGAUGGUGGUGAAGUAUCACCUCCUGAUGGUUCUGAUGAAAAUUCAUUUGAGGAAUUACAAACUAAUAAUAGUAAUAAUAAUAAUACUAAUAAUAACAAUGAUAACCAAGAGGAGAAAAAUCAAGACCAACCAAAAGCUACAAAUGACGAUAAAGAUAAAGAUAAGAUUCCUGAAAGAAGAUCAACAAAGAAAUCAAUGAAUGAGGAGAGAUCAUCAACACAUCAAAAGAAUGCAUCAGAGAGUAAUCAAGAUACUAAAGAUUCUCCAGAGGAUGGAGAGGGUGAGGCUGAGGAGGAUGAUAGUCAAAAUGAUGCUAUAAAACCAAAUGAACAACCAAAGAAAAUUAUGGAUCCUGAAUUUUACUACGAAAUUAAUGAAUAUUUGGCAGGUCCAAUGAUUUCAGAAGAUUCUGGUAUACCAGAGAAUCUAUUGACUAUCUAUCAUCAAUUCGGUAUGGAUGCAUCACGUAGAGAGAAUCUACAGUUGCUUGAGAAUAGCGUACUUUGUCAUAUCUUUGGUAAUUACUUACAAAUUAUGAAUACAGAGACACGGGAAAAACUACUCAUACGUUCAAUAAGUGGUGUUGGCAUCGGGGCAUUUUCAGUUCAUCCAAAGCACAAUUAUAUAGCGAUAGCUGAAAAGGGUACACUACCAUUUGUGUGUAUUUAUCAAUAUCCUGAAAUCAGGUUAUAUCGAAUAUUAAAGGAGGGUACACAAACUGCUUAUUCUGCAUGUCAAUUCAGUCCAGAUGGUGAAAUGAUCGCUACAGUCGGUUGUGAUCCAGACUAUAUGCUGACUUUAUGGGAAUGGCGUAAUGAACAGAUUGUGUUGAGAGCUAAAGCCUUUUCACAAGAUAUUUAUCGUGUAGCCUGGUCAACAGAUUUAUCUGGUGUUUUAACAACAGCCGGUGUUGGACAUAUAAGAUUUUGGAAAAUGGCGCAUACCUUUACAGGAUUAAAACUUCAAGGAAAACUGGGAAAAUUCGGUAAAGUUGAAUUAACAGAUAUUGAAGGAUUUGUUACACUACCGGAUGGUAAAGUUCUAACUGGUUCUGCAUGGGGUAAUCUACUUGUUUGGGAUGGUGAAUUAAUUAAAGUGCAAAUUUCACGUAAAGGCAAGCGACCUUGUCAUAAUGGAUAUAUUAUGCAAAUUGUUAUGGAUGAGGGCGAAUUGAUGACAAUUGGUCAAGAUGGAUGGAUCAGGACAUGGGAUUUUGAAACUGUCGAUACAGCAGAAUGUUCAGAAGAAGGUGCUCUAUAUGAAUUGGAACCGAUGAAUGAAUUACGUGUUGGUACAAAGGCGCGUUUAACGUAUAUUGUUAAAAUUCCUAUACCUGAUUCAACAAUGUGGUAUGCACAAGACUCUGAUGGUGCUAUUUGGAAAUUGGAUUUAUCCUUCUCGCAUACAUCACUGGCACCUGAACUAUUGGACGAAUUUCAUGCAAAUGAUAUUGUCGACUGUGUUACAUCACCGUUGACGUAUUGUGCAGCUACAGUUGGUCUUGACGGUAAGGUAUGCAUUUAUGAUAUUGUUCAAAAACAAGUAAUUGUUGAAAGAAGAUUUCCAUCUAGUGGUUCAACAAUCAUAUGGAGUCCUCCACAAGUUGAUCCAAAAGGUAAAAUGUUGGUUGUUGGUCAUCAAGAUGGUGUAUUACGUUUGUUAAAAUUUGGUGAAAAUCCUGAAGAGCCUAGCAAAAGGACAAAAGAUUUUGCCUUGCUAGAUCUUGGACAAGCUUUGAAACCUCACAAGAUGGCUAUAACUUCAAUGAUAUACAGCCCAUCUGGAAGAAUAUUUAUCACUGGGAGUAAAGAUGAAACACUUUUCUUCUUCAAUGUUCAUUCAACCCAUCUAUCACCAAUCGGUUUUGUACAUGUUCAUGAAAAAGUUGUCCGUCUGGAAUGGUAUUAUGUGAAUAAUAAACCUACAAAUGAAGUUAUAGUUUAUCUUGAAAAUGGUUGUGUAAUAACAAUAGAAUGUCCAUCAGAGAAUCAAAUAUAUGAUCAUUCUAAAACAUUCGCCUUAUCACAAUUUCAAACAACACAUUCCUAUCAAUUAUUGAGUAUUAAAUCACGUUUAGAACAUGAUGAAGAAUCUGAGGUGAAGCUGGAAAGAUAUGAAAAAGAAAAAGAAAUGAGGCAAGAAAUUAGACGAAUGAAUGCACGUCUCCAACCGGAAACGGAGGAAGAUAAACAAAAAUUAGAUGAUGUUGUCCGUCUGGAAUGGUAUUAUGUGAAUAAUAAACCUACAAAUGAAGUUAUAGUUUAUCUAGAAAAUGGUUGUGUAAUAACAAUAGAAUGUCCAUCAGAGAAUCAAAUAUAUGAUCAUUCUAAAACAUUCGCCCUAUCACAAUUUCAAACAACACAUUCCUAUCAAUUAUUGAGUAUUAAAUCACGUUUAGAACAUGAUGAAGAAUCUGAGGUGAAGCUGGAAAGAUAUGAAAAAGAAAAAGAAAUGAGGCAAGAAAUUAGACGAAUGAAUGCACGUCUCCAGCCAGAAACGGAGGAAGAUAAACAAAAAUUAGAUGAUGAAGAGGAACUUAUUCGUCAAGGUGUUAUGUCUGAGAUAGCUGAUUGGGCACCAACAUAUCCGACAAGUCCAUCUCCUCUACUCUAUGGUUGUUUGGAUAGAAAUGAACCAAAUCAUAUUUGGAUGUCACUGGGGGAAUUCGAUAAAGGCUAUCUAUAUAAAUGUAAACUAGGCGGUCCUGUACUGACAAUUGAUGAAGCCGUUGAAAAAGUUCGUAAGGAGAAGGCAAAUAUUAAAAAACAAAAUCAAAUUAAACAUGAUAUGGAAAGUGGUCAAACAGAAGUGGAUCAGUCAUCGGCAACAUCAACAACAACAACAGCUACAACCACAGCGACAACAACGAUAACUACCGACACUAAUAAUACUGAACAUAUUGCCAAAAAAGGCACUCAUGAAAUUAUUGAUCCGCAGAGUAUUACACUUGCUGAUAGAAUACCUGUCACUGAGCCAAAUAAAGCAGUUCGUAUGUCAGAGAAAAAGGACACCUGUGUCACAUAUUGGACAUUUUCUAAUUCUGGUUAUCGUGUUCUGAUUGGUUAUGAUGAUGGUGUUAUACGUGUCCAGUUGUUAGACAAAGCGUAUGAUUUAACAAGUUUUAAAGGUUAUUGGAUAUUUCGAUUGCAUGAUAAUCAACGGGGACGUGUUAAUCGGAUAGCUUUAACGUAUGAUGAAAAAUUUCUAUUAAGUGCUGGAAGUGAUGGAACUCUAUUUGUCUGUGAAUUAAUGACAGAAGAAUUACAAGAUAAAGAAAUGAAAGAAUAUCGUGCAAGAAUUCCAUCAACAUUUGAUGCCAGUGUGAAAGUUGACGAUAUAACUGAUCCUAAAGCGUAUAGUAUUGAAGAAUAUAAACAGAAAUCAGAAUAUGAUCGUCUAAUUGAACAGGCAGAGCAGAAGAAAGCAGAAACCAGACUAAAAGUUGCUGAAUUAAGAAGACGUUUUAAAAAACUCAAAGAUCGUAAUGAACGUCUACCAGAAAGAAUUCGUCUUCCUAUUUCGGAGUUUAACUUAGUUCCUCAAAUUCGCAACGAUUUACUCAAAGAUCGUAAAGCUGCAGUCGAUUUAGUCUAUCGAGAAACGGCAUGGGAGACAGAGAAAAAUCGACUAGCACUUGAAAAACUGGAGACUGCAUUUAUAAAACCACUAGACUGUGAUCGUAUCACUGUGAAAGCAUUCGCUAGUGCACAUUGUGUCUCAUCAAUACGUACAAAUCAAUUAAGCGAUGAACAUAUAAAGCUGUACAAGGAAAUCAAUAAAAUGAAAGAGAAAUCACUGGUCGAGGAAGCAAUAAAAUCACGUUAUACACAGCCUGAUGCAAGUGAUCAAGUAGAAAAGGGAUCUGAAAAGACAAAAAGUGAUGUAGAGCAGACACAAGCACCAGUGAAAGGAGCACGUGGUUUAAGAGUUGCACAAAAAUUACAUGUACUUGAACAAGCCAGAGAAAGAAGAGCUGCUCGUCGUGCACAGUGGGAAGAAUUACAGGCUAUGAAACCACCGGAUGACUAUGAAGAUCCAAAAGAUGUAGAAGCGAUCCGGUUAGCUCAAGAGCAAAUGGGUGAUUAUAAGCUGAAAUCAGCUACGAAUUACGUAAUACCAGAAAGUAUGAAGCUGAACACAUUUGGUGCUAAAUACCGACUACUUAGCAUUGUAGAAAAAACAUUUGAAUUACGUCAUGAAUUCAAUGCCUCUUUAUUAAAUUUACGUGAUAAAAAAAUGAUGAUACUGGAGGAAUUGAAAAGAAUAGAUGGACAGUUAGAAAAAGUGAAUUGUGAUUUACCUGUAGAAGAAAUUGGCAUACGGCUACACUUGGAAGAACUUGACAUAGAAGAAUAUCCAGAAAAAAAAUAUACAUAUGACAAUGAAAUUCUGAUGGAAUUUAAGAAAAAAUUAGAGAAAGAAGGAACUAAAAAUCAGCCUGAGAAAAAUCAUUACCAUGGCGGUGAACCAACGGCAACAACAACAGUUGUCAAGAAGUCAUCAGGCACAAAAGUCUCCUUCACGGAAUCAAUUCUACCCUCAGAAAGAAGUCUACGUACUGAACCAGAUAUGACGAGUGAUUUCUGUGAAAGUGAACAAAUUGUCAAAUCAAUUGUCUGGUUCCCAUUACAUUAUUUAACUGUGAAUAUAUAUCAACUUUUUCCUAAUGAUUAUCCUGGUAAAUUAUUUUCACUGAUAAAAUAUUAUUCACAGUAUAAAACUUUUAAUGAAAUCUCAGUAUGUCAGGUGAAUGACAAUGUCAUUUUAGACGAUCAUCCGAUAGACCAACAACAACAACAACAACUGCAACAACAACAACAAUCACAAGAUGGAAAUAAUUUAAUUAAAAUAUGCCUAUCUCGACCGAUAAGACCAGACAAGGUGAAUUCUUGUCAUAUUCAGAAAUUUGAAGCUGAUCUAAUCGAUAAAACAGAUAUGACUGAUAAAAUGGAGGUGAUAUCACUAAUGAGUGAUCUGGAAACCAAUCCAAGUGAAGGCAGUUACAUUCCAAGAGGUAUUCGACCUAGGAAAACUAUAACAAUAAACAAUGUGGAAACUGAACUACAAAAACAAAGAUACAUUCGAGCUAAAUAUGAACGUGAUAUGUUGUUGGCAACAGCAAGUCGACUUGUUCGUUGUUUUGACGCUGAAUUACGUCUGUUAAGACAUGCACGAUUCAAGUUGGAUGUAUUACUGAAAAGAGCUGAUCUGCAUCAGUUAACGCUGUAUGAUGAAUUUCGUUUGUUAAAAGAAUUCGAGAAAUCUGAACAUGUUUUAACGGAGAAAAAACAGAGUCGAUCAGAGGAGAAACAUGAAAUUAACCAAAAGGUGAAUGAAGUCACAGCGAAAAUUGAACAGAAAAAGAAAGAAUUAGAACGUCUCGCCCAACGUGAACAUCAAAUUCAUGAAGAAUUUAAAGCCAAUAUAAGUGAUUCACAUAAAUUUGCUGAAUUUCUUACAAAAGUAUUUAAAAAACGAAUUAAACGUAAAAAGCAAGAAGUAUUUCAUUCUGACGAGUCACAAUCAGAAGAGUCUUCAUCGUCAGAUGAAUCAAGUUUUGAUGAAUCGGAGGAUGAAAGUGGUACAGAAGACGUGGCCAUCAUGGAUUUAGACACUUGUCCGCCUGGAUGUCCUGUAGAAGAUUUUGAACACACAUGUUUAAUAAGAGAAAAGCGUUUAGAUAUUGAAGAAGAAAUGGCUGAAGAGAAAAAGGCCUUAGAGUUGUUAAGAAAAGAUUUGGAGACAUUCACUAAAAAACAACGUGUCAUCGAAGCAGCACUUAAACAAGCUCAAAGUGAAUUAGAAGCUUUUCAGUUAGAGAAACAACGUAAAUUAAAUGAAUUAGAAAUUAUUGUCAUUCUUCGAUUAGAUCAAAUACAUCACUACACGAAUUAUUCUGUACCAUCUGAUAUGACUGGUAGCCUGAUAUUUCUACGGCAUACAUUACAUGCACUGCGUAGACGUAUAAAAGAGUUAGAAGAAGAGAAGAAACAUCAACGAGUUGAAAGAAAGCAGGCGAAAGCUCGACAUGCAAUGCUACAAAAACAUAAAAGACUAUUUCAGAAAGAGUUAGAAAAGUUGUCUGCUAUCUGUGAUAAGGAGAUGAAUGAUAAAUUCGGUCGAAUAGAUGAUAUUGAAAAAAUGGAAAAUGUUAUGGUCAAUCCUAAACUGGAAGAUUUAACUACAAAAAUGCUGAUAUUACAAGAAGAAUUUAAUAAAGAAGAGGCGAAAAUUGAGGCAAAAAUACGUAUGGCACGUGAUGAUUGUAUGGGACAAGUACGUCAGAAUACAGUUUAUUUAACCCAACUGUUAAUGCUAUUCAAUGAACAUCAACAAUUACAAAAUGAAUUAAAUCAUACACAAGGAAGUAAAAUUGGAGCAAUGCAUAAUUCUUCUGGUUUUGUUGAUGCGAAACAAUUGAAACAACUUGUCCAGUUGGCAAAAUUACAAAGUGAAGAAAUUCAUGCAUUGACAAAAGAAAUUCAACAACUUUCAAGAUGA